AACGUUGCACGACAGCACAAAUGUGGCAAGCACAGCUCAUCAAAGCUGACGUUUUGGGUUGUGAAAUGUGAUUUUUUUUCUCUCCCCCCCAACGGCAGAAUGCGAAUAAACGCUUUUAGAAGGAUGGGCGAGCGCUUUUAGGGCUUGAAAACCCAACGCCCGAGCGAAAACUUCUACACGGACUUGGCUCGCUCAGACGUGUGGAGGGUAAAAAAGGAUUCACCCCAAAAUGGAGCUCGGCAACGGAGCGGCGGUGAGCACCGACGGCGUGCUCGACGUCUCCCACGCCAACUUGAACGCUUUCUCCGCGGACAGCGUCAGCGACCAGAAGAAACGAGACACGAAGCAGCUGUAUUUGAACAACAACCGGCUGUGCGAGUUGCCCUCGUCGGUAAGACACUUCUCUAACCUCCAGUUGCUGGACAUAAGCAACAACGGACUGUCGGUCAUCGGUGAGGACAUCACGAGUUUGGUUAAACUCAGGACGCUCGUAGCUAAGAACAACCGACUGAACGAGUACUCGCUACCCAAGAACUUCGGCUCCUUGCAGCUGGAGGUCUUGAACUUGAGCGGGAACCGCUUCGAAGAGAUCCCGCUGCAGUGCACCAAACUACGGCGUCUGCAGUCGCUGUCACUCGGUGGAAAUAGACUGAAAAGUAUUCCGGUGGAGAUUGAAAAUUUAAGCAGCCUGGAGGUAUUGUACCUGGGGGGCAACUUUAUCUCAUCCAUCCCGACCGAGGUGGCCAACCUGCCUCGCCUGAGCUACUUGGCGCUGUCCGACAACAGCAUUCAGAGUGUUCCGCCGCAACUCACCCGGCUGCACUCGUUGCGUUCGCUGAGUCUCCACAACAACCAGCUGAGGUAUAUGCCGCGGGAGAUUCUGAGCCUGGUGCGCUUGCAGGAGCUGAGCCUGCGGGGGAACCCGCUGGUGGUGCGCUUUGUCAAGGAGCUGAUGUAUGACCCGCCGUCCUUGUUGGAGCUGGCCGGCCGAGCCGUCAAGAGUGGCAACGUGCCCUACUCGCAGCAAGACUUGCCCAACCACCUUCUCAAGUACUUGGACUUGGCCAGCAAGUGCCCCAAUCCCAAAUGUGCCGGCGUGUACUUUGACUCGUGCGUGCGCCAUAUCAAGUUCGUGGACUUCUGCGGCAAGUACCGGCUGCCGCUCAUGCACUACCUGUGCUCGCCCGAGUGCACGGCCUCGCCCUGCAGCUCCAACCCGCAGAGUGACGCAGAGUCGGACGAUGACAGCAGCGUACCCGCUGACCGCCUCCAGAGGGUGCUGCUGGGCUAGGACAUCAAUGACCUACUCUGAACAACCAGUACGCACACUUUACCUUGUUCAGGUUUGAUGGACACUAGGGGUGCACGAUCUCAAUUUUUAAAAACCGAUUUCAAUAACUUUCUGCUCCUCAAAGCCGAUAUCGAUUACCAAUAGUAAAUAUAUCUUCUUUUUUUUUUUUUUGAGUUUUUGAACACCUGGAGGUUUAAACAAAAAAUGUGGUAGAUUCAACAUAGAUUUGCCUUUGACCUAUCCAUAUUUUUCAUAAUGACAUGAACAUUAUUAUUAUGAACAAAACAAAGACAAGAACUGACUUCAAAUAAAGCUCCAGUAUUUUUUCAAAUAUUAUUUGAGUCAAUCACAAUCAAUUAGUCAAUAUAAUUGAAGUUGUGUUUGCUGAACACUGAACUAAAACAUAAA
Molecule: messenger RNA, 1699 nt
Organism: Corythoichthys intestinalis (scribbled pipefish)
Lineage: Eukaryota; Metazoa; Chordata; Actinopteri; Syngnathiformes; Syngnathidae
Gene: lrrc58b
Product: leucine rich repeat containing 58b
Exons: 4
Coding region: 230-1291 (353 amino acids)
Biological process (GO): signal transduction
Molecular function (GO): protein binding
Source: RefSeq, a predicted model, not a curated record